This is a messenger RNA of Alternaria alternata, 626 nucleotides long. RefSeq lists its product as hypothetical. The transcript is spliced from 5 exons. NCBI's taxonomy places the organism in Eukaryota, Fungi, Ascomycota, Dothideomycetes, Pleosporales, Pleosporaceae. Bases 208 to 564 code for a protein of 118 amino acids. The record is from RefSeq and is a predicted model, not a curated record.
UGGAUAUCGGAAGAAGGGAAACUCCGUUUGACAGGGCGCAGUUGGUAAAUGAUGAUGCCGUUAGUCUUGAUUAUUGGGUCACGAUAAGUAAGAUUGGCGUACAUAAAGCUGGCCAUGCUCCUUUGAUCAAAAGCAGCAUAUCUUACUUCGUGCCACUCCACACCCUUGCUUCAUAUAUCACAGGGUACUGCUAUACCAGCCGCCACCAUGCCAGCGAUGCAGUACUUCGAGAAGGCGCAAACAACGUUCAAGCCGCCGCUAAUCGCCAACGAAAACGCCUACCUCGGUGACGUCGUAUCAUCAGAGUCUACAGAUCCAGAGAAACCCAUCAGCGGUGGUUUCUACCGUCUGGAGAAGGGAACGCCGCUCGUGUACACGUAUACGUAUGAUGAGAUAAAAAUCAUCGUUGAUGGGCACUUCUACAUCAGUGACGAAACGGGCAAAGAAGUCAAAGCCGAGAAGGGUGAUGUGUUCUUCUUCCCAAAAGGGAGCAAAAUCACGUUCAAGACGGAUGAUUUUGGACUAGGGUUUUUUGUGGGGCAGAGGAAGAAAGAUGGUGCGUAGACAGCGGGCCAGAAGGAAAGAAGAAGAAUAAGAGUAUAAUGAAAGUUCUGUAUCAAAUGCAC